AUGUGGAUUCUCGACUCGACGGGGGAAUUCUUGGGCGGGAAGCGCGUGUGGCUGCGACCCGGUAAGAAGUAUCUUUUCGGUCGAAUCAAGCAGGAUGGUGUCCUUCAUGCGGUCAACCAUAAAACCAUCUCACGUAAACAUAUCGUGAUUCAAGUCCUCGAGGUGAAGGAAGGUGAUGGGACUCGCACGCACGCACGAACCCAGGUUCGAAUUACUGAUCUCGGAUCAUCUCGCGGAACAACAGUGGAUGGAGAACAAAUCAAAGGUCUUGAACGUGUAUUGAAUGGGGAUGAGCACACGAUUCAGUUGGGUCGAGCUCCUGACACUCUUCGACUAAAAUGGGAGCCAGUGGUAUUAAGUUUCUCUUUCUCUUCCAAAGAAAUGAGAUCCCAGGACCCUCUAGCCAAAGUCCGUUCACGACUCGAAGCUCUCGACAUCAAGACCGUGAUCGAUUACCUCGUUGGUCACACAACACACGUGGUCCAAAGCAAGCGUAAUACCGCAAAAGGUCUCCAGGCGCUCAUCAAUGGCAAAUAUAUUGUGCAGAACUCCUACAUCGACGCACUGGUCUAUGCCGCCUCGCCGAGCGAUCUCGAAAAUGAAGAGUCGUUAUCGCCGUUGGAGAUAGAUUUCGAUGCGUCGUGGCCGGAGCCGAUGCAACAUCUCCCACCUGCUGGCAAUGAACCCACAAGCCGCUCUGCAGGAGCCUUUGCCCCUAACCCGUCCCGAGUCAAUGUUUUCGAGGGAUACACUUUCGUUUUUGGCGAUGCUGCCCAAUUUGCCAACCUGCAGGCAGCCAUCAACAAUGGCCAAGGGAAGGCGUUAUUAUAUGAAGUCAAAGAUGGCGCGACCACCGCGUCAGAUAUCAUCCAAUUCAUGAAGCAAGCCGUGGGCUACACAGGCCGUGGGGCACCGGAGGGUGUUGUUCUCGUACGCUUUCGCUCGAAGGGGGAGUAUGAGCAAUGGUCUAUUGAGCUGGGCAAUGAGGUUGCACUGGCGAUUGACCGACGCGUCAUUGAGCAAAGGGAAUUUUUAGAUGCGAUUCUUGGGAAUGAUGCUUCCCCACUUUGUCGCCCUCUUCCGCGCGAGGAAACACCGAUUUCAGCCCCUGUAGCUGCUACGCCACGCGAAACCGAGCCAACUUCUGCAAGAUUACCGGAAAUAUCAAGGUCAAGGUCAAGGUCAAGAUCAAGGUCAAGAUCAAGGUCAAGAUCAAGGUCAAGAUCAAGAGGGGCUCGAGUGCGCCCCUUUGUGAGUAAAAUGAAGACUUUUGAUGAUGGCUUCGACAUGAACACCAUCCCUACUCAUACACCGGAGGCCGACGAUGUCACUGAGAGUCAGCCAAUGGAUAUGGAGCCGGAGGAUUCUCACCUGGCUCAACCCCUUGGUACGGUCGAAGAGGAAGUCGGAUAUGACAUGGUGUCUGAAAUGUUGCCCGGCGCACGUGCAAUGAAACGCCGGCGCGAAGAGAUGGGGGAGGAUCAGCGCGCCGGCAGGGCCACCCGUGUCAAAACAGAGGCCCCCAAGCCAAAGCGUCACAAGAUGGAUCUGCUAGAGGAAGCACGCAAGCAUCGGGAGGAAGAAGAAGAAAAACAGCGCCAGGCAACGGGGCAUACACUUGGAUCCCAGGAUGUAAAUAUUGAGGAGCUGAAGAAUCUUGCCAUCAUCGAGGAGAUGGAUGUCCCUUUGCGCAAGCCACCUGCCCGCGAAAGCGAAGUUACCGAGAGAUGGGACGAGAAAUGGAAUGGUCGCAAGAACUUCAAGCGUUUCCGACGGACAGGCGAUUCGCAGCGUACGCGCCAGCGAAUUCAAACCGUGAUAGUCCCAUUGGAAGAAGUGACACGCAAGGACAUCGGGAUCGGUGAGUACCAAUGGGUCAGCAAAAGCAAGAUAAAAACUCCCGAGGUCAGUCAGGCUGCCGAAAUUGAAGAAUCAAGUCUUCUCCGAGAAGAGCGAGCUGUAUCAGCUGUGUCACGAUCAGAACUUUCGGUACCAGCCUCGGUAAAUACAGACCCAACUCCAUCGCAGUCAAGCUUGUCUCUUGCUCGCAGCCAGAAACGACCGCGGCAAAUACAGACGAAUGAUUCGGAUAGCGAUGAGGAGCUCCGCUUCCGAUUCAGAAGGAAGCGCUAG
Molecule: messenger RNA, 2133 nt
Organism: Penicillium maclennaniae
Lineage: Eukaryota; Fungi; Ascomycota; Eurotiomycetes; Eurotiales; Aspergillaceae
Product: DNA damage response protein RcaA
Exons: 5
Coding region: 1-2133 (710 amino acids)
Biological process (GO): double-strand break repair via homologous recombination; mitotic G2 DNA damage checkpoint signaling
Cellular component (GO): Mre11 complex
Molecular function (GO): damaged DNA binding; protein binding
Source: RefSeq, a predicted model, not a curated record